AUGGCAGGCCAAGAUACGUUGGUUGGCCAGACGGUAUGUAUCGCAGGCGGAUCUCGAGGUCUGGGCAGAAUCAUGGCGGUAGAGGUUGCGAAAAAAGGGGCUAGCGUCGUCAUUCUUGCUCGGAACCCGAAGCCCCUCCAGGAGGCCAAGGAAGAAAUCGUGGCCGCCCGUCUAUCAGAGGAUCAGACUGUUCACACCAUUUCUGUGGAUCUUAGCGAUCACGCUGCUCUGAGAAAUGCCAUGUCGGAGCACAAUGCCACGCCAGACUUGCUAAUCUGCAGCGUUGGUGGCACUACUCCAGAUCAAAUAGGCUUCCUUGCAGACCUUGCACCGGAAUCGCUCGCGACCUGCUUUUCGUCUAAUUAUCAUGCUUCCCUCUUCAUCACACAGUGGUGUGUGCAGCGUUGGGUUCAACAGCCGGAUCCAAGUCGCACCAGACGCUUGGUAUAUAUCGCUUCCGGCGCUGCUUUUGUUGCUCUCCCAGGCUACACCGCUUAUACACCACCAAAGACUGCCGUGCGAGCAUUAGCAGACACGCUCCGCCAAGAGCUACUCCUAUACGGUGACGAGAGCAUGUAUCGUGUGCACAUUGCCUUUCCGGGGGCCUUCAUCACGGAUUCGUUCAUGCUGGAGCAGGCGACGAAACCAGAGCUCCUCAAGAACAUGGAAGGUUCAAACUACUCGGACACGGAGGAACUGCUUAAAAGCAUACAGAGUGCCGAGGACAUAGCCGCAAAGAUCUUCAGGGGUAUCAGGAAGGGGCGGUACAUCAUCACAACGGACAUGACGACUGACCUGACAUUGAACAACAUGCGAGGCCCAAGCCCUCGCGAUAGUACUCUUUACGAUGUGUUUAUGUCAUUUGUGGGCUCUCUUGCUUUUCCCUUUGUGCGUCGGCGAUUCGAUAGAAUGACUGUUCAGUACGGCCGUGACAAGUCGCUACGAAAGUAG
Molecule: messenger RNA, 951 nt
Organism: Fusarium proliferatum ET1
Lineage: Eukaryota; Fungi; Ascomycota; Sordariomycetes; Hypocreales; Nectriaceae
Exons: 4
Coding region: 1-951 (316 amino acids)
Biological process (GO): sphingolipid biosynthetic process
Cellular component (GO): endoplasmic reticulum membrane
Molecular function (GO): 3-dehydrosphinganine reductase activity
Source: RefSeq, a predicted model, not a curated record